AUGACAGCCUCGGAGGAGCGGCCAAACCAGCCGAGCCUGUCAUGGCGGAUGGCGUCGUCGGCUAUAAUGGGCCUCACCGGUGCCAUUUCUCGAGCCUUCUUGUACGGUUUUCAUGACGUUCAGACCGAGGGACAAGCUCGUUUUUUAGAGGUUCUGGACAAGCGUCGAGCCGAGACCCCUGAGCGUGGGCUCAUCACUGUCUCAAACCACAUCAGCGUUUUAGAUGACCCCUUAAUAUGGGGUGUGCUACCUCUCAAGUACAAUGUGUACCCCCUGAGCGCGAGAUGGGGCCUAGGCGCUCAUGACAUUUGCUUCAAGAACCGCGCCCUCAAAACAUUUUUCACUCUUGGCCAAGUCUUGCCGACAUAUCGCUUACUGCACUCGCCUUAUGGCGGCUUAUUCCAGCCCACCAUGACCCAAGCGAUUCGCCUAGUAUCCGGCCCUGGAGCACUGUUUCCUUUCAAAGCUGCAUUUGAAGCUGGAAACGACGAGGUUUUCUCCUCGCCCACAUUCUUCAGAAGCAAGCAUGGCGCAUGGGUUCACGUCUUCCCAGAAGGUUGUACGCAUCAGAAUCCCGAACGGACCCUCCGGUAUUUCAAGUGGGGAGUCUCGCGGUUGAUUCUUGAAUCCGACCCAGCCCCCCAGCUCGUUCCCAUGUUCAUCGACGGAUUCUCAGACAUUAUGCCAGAGGAUAGGAAGCGGCUGCGAUUUCUACCACGCAUCGGCGCCAAGAUCCGCGUCUUUUACGGCGACGCUCUUGAAGUGGGCGAGGCUUUCAAAGAGCAGCGUUUAAAGUGGAAACGUAUUGUGCAGAAAGAGCAGGAGGCCCGAGGCAAACCGUUGAGCGUUGGCGAAGUACCAGAAUCCCUGAAGAACCACCCUGAAGCCAUUCAGCUGCGUAUAGAAGUUGCACAGACUGUCAGAGACAUGGUUCAGGAGUUGAGGCUAAGUGCGGGUUACCCUCAAGACAACCCGGCAUACGCCCUCGCUGAGACAUGGGAACGCGAACCUAAGGACAAGCGGUUCAAGAGUCCUGUAGAUAAGAGCCUGGUUCACAAGGAAUGA
Molecule: messenger RNA, 1065 nt
Organism: Colletotrichum orchidophilum
Lineage: Eukaryota; Fungi; Ascomycota; Sordariomycetes; Glomerellales; Glomerellaceae
Product: acyltransferase
Exons: 4
Coding region: 1-1065 (354 amino acids)
Biological process (GO): cardiolipin acyl-chain remodeling; inner mitochondrial membrane organization
Cellular component (GO): mitochondrial membrane
Molecular function (GO): 1-acylglycerophosphocholine O-acyltransferase activity
Source: RefSeq, a predicted model, not a curated record